Molecule: messenger RNA, 594 nt
Organism: Musca vetustissima
Lineage: Eukaryota; Metazoa; Arthropoda; Insecta; Diptera; Muscidae
Product: protein D2
Exons: 1
Coding region: 26-577 (183 amino acids)
Source: RefSeq, a predicted model, not a curated record
AAGGUCAUUUUUUGGCAAAAAGAAAAUGUCGCUGAAAAGUUUCGAAGAACAUCAAGUUGUACCCGAUGUCAUAAGUGUGGCACCCAGCGAGUUGUUGAGCGUCAAAUAUGACAGCGGUGUAGAGGUUAAGGAAGGUAAUGUUCUAACACCAACCCAGGUGAAAGAUCAACCCAAACUUAGCUGGAAUGCCGAUCCAAAUGCAUUCUACACUGUGUGCAUGACCGACCCGGAUGCACCCAGCCGCAAAGAGGCCACAUAUCGUGAAUGGCAUCAUUGGUUGGUGGGCAAUGUACCCGGCAGUGACAUUAGUGCCGGUGAAGUGCUAUCAGCCUACAUUGGUUCCGGACCACCACAAGGUACCGGUUUGCAUCGUUACAUUUUCUUGGUCUACAAACAGGAGGGCAAGCUGACAUUCGAUGAGAAACGUUUGCCCAACAAUAGUGGAGAUAACCGUGGCUGCUUCAAGAUUGCCUCGUUUGCUGAGAAAUACAAGUUGGGUAACCCUGUUGCCGGUAAUUUCUAUCAGGCUGAAUGGGAUGAUUAUGUACCCAAGUUGUACGAACAAUUGGGUGCUUAAUUUGCAGUGCGGAGUGA